Molecule: messenger RNA, 1895 nt
Organism: Caenorhabditis elegans
Lineage: Eukaryota; Metazoa; Nematoda; Chromadorea; Rhabditida; Rhabditidae
Gene: mex-6
Product: Zinc finger protein mex-6
Biological process (GO): negative regulation of translation
Cellular component (GO): cytoplasm; P granule
Molecular function (GO): metal ion binding; mRNA binding
Source: RefSeq, marked reviewed
ACAGAAAAUGACAGCAACAUCCAAUAGUGCGCCGUUGGCCGGUGGAUCAUUGUCUUCUUCAGCAACGGCACAGCCACCACAACCACCUCCAGGACAUCAACAGCAGCAUCCACUUCCUCAAAUCUACGAUUCGCAGAUGCAAUACUACUACGGAUCUUCCAUGCCCAAUCAGCCAAUUCCAACGUACACGGCACAAAACGGAGCACCUCAACAGUUCGGCACACCACCGUACUAUCAAGAUGCAAACGGACAAUUUGGACAGGUUCCCGCUCAACAGCAAAUGAUGACUGCUGGUCAUCCAUACUUUUAUAUGGCCCAGCCGCAGCAAGGAGGACAGCACGUUGCACAAUCUGGACAACCGCAGAUAUUUUAUUAUCAGCAACCAUUGGGUCAAAUGGCUCAACAAGCUGCUCCAAUGUACUUCCAUCCAAUGCAAGCUGCUUCUACUCCUAUGCUUUCUGAACAAAUGAGUAUGAUGCCACAAAUCCAGUCGACUAAUCCUCAACAGUCUGAACAACUGAGAAAAUCGGGUGCUCAAAUAAGCACCACGCGUACAGUUCCGUUGACUUCGUCGACUCCGCUCCCAACAAGUCGCGAAUACGAGACUGUCCAACGCGAUCGAAACAGGAAUAGCCAAUCAAGAUAUCAAUGUCCUAUUGAACAUGACGAUCUUCCCAUCGAUGAGAUCUCGAAGAUCACCAUCGACAAUCACAACGACGAUACCAUGAGUGCUGAGAAGGAAAAUCGUUUCAAUAAGAAUCGUGUUGAGAAAUUGGGUCGCCGUGGGUUCGCCAAACCAGAAGUUGACAGCCAACUGCCACACAACUUUAAGACUCGUCUUUGCAUGACGCACGCAGCUGGAAUUAAUCCUUGUGCAUUGGGUGCUCGGUGCAAGUUUGCUCAUGGGCUCAAAGAGCUCAGAGCUUCUGAUAUUCCGACUCGUUAUCCGAACAAUAAAUACAAAACUAAAUUGUGCAAGAAUUUUGCGCGUGGAGGAUCUGGAGUUUGCCCAUAUGGGCUUCGAUGCGAGUUUGUUCACCCAUCGGAUACGGAAUUCCAGAAUAUUCCUCCAUAUCAACGUAAGAUGGUCGAGGAACACGAUUCUAUUCCGGAAGAUUACGUUGUAGCUAGAUAUCAGCCACGAUUCAUGCAUACCAGUGGAAAGGCUACGACUCCAACGAAGGUCACCCUCAAGCAACGAAAUGUGGCUGGUUCCAUGAUGUGCCUCUCCAAUACUGGACGCGAUUUAGAGGCAGGAGGUGAUUUCAACCAUCCGGAAAUCAAUGAAAACGAUUUACCACCACACUUGAGACGGAUUCGCAGAGGCAAUCCACCUGUAACCAGAAGUCGUCCAUCUUUCAGUACGAAAUGGACAUCAGUGGAGAACCUCGGUCUGCGAGGACACUAUUAGGGCGUACUUUACCACUCCAGAUUGCUCACUCGUGUAUCAUUUCUGUACAAAAGCCAUUUCUUCUCAAAUUCCAAAAAUCCAUCCAUAGACUUACGCUCUGACCUCUAUCACACAAAUCUCUAAUCAAAAGACUUCUAAAAAUACUUUACUAAUUUAAAAGUAAUCCGGUCUCAGCUUUUUUUCAAAAUUUUUAUCAGCUUUCAUGUGAUUUUACCCCUUUUUCCCUUCAUCAUAGUUUAUCCUUAUCAUCAUUUUUUAUCAAGUUCCUCCAAUUGCCCGUUCAACAUUCCUGGUCCCAAAAUAGCUAGUCACUGCUAAUCUAAUAUAGAAUGUUGACAGCAGUCCCUUUACCCUCAAAUAUGUCAGCCAGCUUUUUAGCUGUUCAGCCGACAAUAUAUAGUUUAUUUUUUUCUUUCCCCAUUUUUGAUUUACCCACUGAGAGUCCUUCCGUAGAGAUUGUGCAAACUCCAAUAAAUUGUGCAAA